Messenger RNA from Gaeumannomyces tritici R3-111a-1, 2277 nucleotides. RefSeq lists its product as hypothetical. The record is from RefSeq and is a predicted model, not a curated record. The coding region runs from base 743 to 1831 and encodes 362 amino acids. Gene Ontology annotation, cellular component: eisosome filament; plasma membrane. Lineage: Eukaryota; Fungi; Ascomycota; Sordariomycetes; Magnaporthales; Magnaporthaceae. Gene Ontology annotation, biological process: negative regulation of protein kinase activity; eisosome assembly; endocytosis. Gene Ontology annotation, molecular function: lipid binding. The transcript has 3 exons.
CCAUCGCCCCACCACAGCAAACGUGGGGCCGGGCAGGCAGGGAUGGGACGCAUGAUGUCAUCGCUGCUGUCUCGGCCGGCUCCAGCUUUUCGCGUGCCGUCAUCAUCCACCCUAAAAGACAAAAGCGAUGUCAUGGCGGCCGCCCGCCUGAUUGCUGCCGAGGCGCUAUCGUCCUGGGCCUUGUCUUGGAGGGGAUGGCUAGAAAAUGCUUUGUUUAGUUCUUUGCUACUGUUGUGACUGCAAGUCUCCGAUGCCGUCGUCAUUGCAUGCCCGUGGCGUGGUGCGGUUUUCUAGAGCUGGAGAGCUGGCUGGAGCUGGAGCUGGAGCUGUCUGGAGCGGCUGCCUAGGCGGCUGCCACACCGCGAUGGAGCUCAGAGAUAGCGCUGUGCUGCGUUGUACAUACCUCUAGCUGACCCCCAUCUUUGCUCGUCCCUCUUGUCCGUCGUCUGUGAACCACCUACACAAAAUCGCGAUCCUGCAACGUCCCGAGGCUUGGACCUUCCCCCCUGCUUUAGAGUGGUUGGUGCUUCCUCCAACAGCUCGGGAAGGCUGCAUCUGCACUGGAAGCUGCCCGUGGAUUGGGCCAUUGCUGCCGUUCCUGUAUCGCCCAGCCUGUUGUGGGCUCUCCUCCUGGGCGGCUAGCUCGCAUCAUCACCAUCAAAGUCUGUCGGCCAUAAUCUACACCAUAUAGGCACCGUUGCCUUCCUCCUACACCCUAAAGCGCAACGUCGACAACGCAAACAUGAAUCGGAGUUUCUCCAUCCGCUCGAGCAAGAGCCAGCGCUCCAGCGGCGGCUCGGGCCACGGUUUCGGCGGGGGCGGCGGCGGCGCGUCCAACGGCGGGGGCGGCCGCAAGGGUGGCUUCUCCUUCACGUCGCUGCGCGGCACCAUGCAGCAGCCCGAGCUGUCGCGGCGGCUGUACAAGCUCAUCAAGUCGGAGAACUCGCUCGUGUCGGCGCACGAGGCCGCCGGGCGCGAGCGCCUCUCCAUCGCCACGCAGCUGUCCGAGUGGGGCGAGAAGACGGGCGACGCGGCCGUGAGCGACCUGUCGGACAAGCUCGGCGUCGUGCUGUCCGAGAUGGGCGAGCAAGAGGACGCGUACGCGCACGCGCUCGAGGACUCGCGCGCCACGCUCAAGCGCAUCCGCAACACGGAGCGCAGCGUCCAGCCGUCGCGCGACGGCCGCGCCCGCAUCGCAGACGAGAUCGCCCGCAUCAAGAGCAGGGAGCCGCAGAGCGCCAAGCUCGUCAUACUCGAGCAGGAGCUCGUCCGCGCCGAGGCCGAGAACCUCGUGGCCGAGGCCCAGCUGGUCAAUAUAACGCGCAAGAGCCUCAAGGAGGCCUACGACGCCGAGCUGCUCGCCACCAUCGAGCGCGCCGAGAAGCAGAUCAUACUGGCCCGCCACGGCCGCCGCCUGCUCGAGCUCCUGGACGACGACCCCGUCAUCCCCGGCGCCGAGCUGGCCCCCUACGGCGGCGCCCCUGCCGGCCGCCAGAUCCUGUGCGACUGUGAGGACGACCUGCGCGACUGGCGGCCCGGCUACGGCUUCGGGUCCGAGAGGCCGCUAGAGGGGCCUGCCGCCGCCGCCGCUGAUGCCAUCCCGAGCGCGACCGGCCAGCCGCUGCAGCAGAGGAGCGCGAACGCCGGUGGUGGCGCGCGAAGAAGCGCCUCCGGGGCGACGGCCGGCGGCGGCAACGGGACGGCCCCGCAGUCGCCAAAGGCUGCCGCGAGCGGAGGCGGCAGCAGCGACUUCGUCGACGGGCCGACCAGCCCUCGGGGAGGCUCGGUGGCUAAGGAUAAGAGGAGCGAGGCCCCGGCGCUCGAGUCGUAGGGAGAGACCGAGCUCACCUUUGCGUCGUCUGUUCGGAGCAUGCGGUUGUGAGAAUGUUUUGGUGGUGUUUAGUGGGAGCACUGAUGGGAAGCUGUCGGCCUUUUUGCGGCAUGUGGUCGCGAACGAGGGCCGCCCCCUAGUAGCUGUGCAGAGAUAAAAAGGGAGUAUUAGGUUGGCUUUGGAAAUUCUCGGCGUUUUGUGUACUGUAUAAGUUCUGUUGCUUUUCCCCAAGUUACUCCCUUAAGCUGCUCAGCAACAAAACGAGUAUGAUUACAGACCUUGCAAAAGAAAGUCCGGUCAGCCGGUUAAAAAAUGUCAUUUCAACGGUUGAAGUUUAGGUGCAGAGUAUCCAAAAGAUCGACCCAGACGGGGCUCGAACCCGCAACCUUCAGAGAAUUUCAAGAACCGAAAUCUGACGCGAUACCAUUUCGCCACCAGGCCUUAUC